Messenger RNA from Sparassis crispa, 1059 nucleotides. RefSeq lists its product as hypothetical. The record is from RefSeq and is a predicted model, not a curated record. Bases 1 to 1059 code for a protein of 352 amino acids. The transcript is spliced from 5 exons. NCBI's taxonomy places the organism in Eukaryota, Fungi, Basidiomycota, Agaricomycetes, Polyporales, Sparassidaceae.
AUGAAUUUGGAGGCUCACCUGAGUUCUGACACGAUGGCAAAGGUCUUUCAGGAUGCGCGUUGUGUGAAAUUAUUCGACGAGUGGACCACACGUACGAAGGCGCCGAAUCCGCAAAUGGGUGCCGAUGGACAGGGAUCGCAGUUCCUGCUCGAGACGUACGAUCAGUUCGAGACAGUUGAGCGUCAAUUUGAUGUUCAGGUCGGUUCGGGUGGGUAUUUGUACCUGGUGUGGCGAAGCUCGCGCGAGGAGGUUACACUGCGUGUGUCUGGGUUUGUUUCUCAGAUGAGUCUUCUGCCCCCUUUCAGGCGCUCAUUCAGGCUGCCGAGGGGAAAUCCGAAUCUCGCUCUGCAGACUGUUGUGGUUGCCGGUGAUGGUCCUGCAUUCCGGCGAGCCAUCACUGCCCGAUCAAACAUCUUACGUUUCAUGGAAAUGCAUGCACGCCGUGGAACGACAUCUGUAAUUGAUGAUGUCUGGCUUGGCGCCAUGCCGUGUUUUAUUGCAGAGACACGUGUGCUCACGCCUAUGGUGGAAGCACCAUUGUUUGACAGUGCCGAUCUGAACAUGGUUAUUGACCCGUAUAGUGCAUUGGCAGAGCUAGUUGCUGGUGGGAGGCUCUCGUGGACAUCAGACAAUGUCGUGUCAUGCAUGGAGCUGAAGGGCGAGUAUGACGACAGGUGGUCUACUCCUGUGCAGUCAUCCCUUGACAUGGUGCGUGCCGGUGAGCUCGUUGAGCUUUCAGUAAACUUUCGGCUUCGUGAGCACGUGAGUCCAAAUGGGGCAAACGUAGGUCGCAAGUUUCUUACACGACUUGACACUGUCAUGAUCGUGAGUCGCUUGGGGAUGAAGCUGAUUGCGGACUGCGAGUCAGAGCACUUGUCGAUGAUGCGUAUUGCUGCGGCGGCUGAUAACACUGGUGGAGGUAAGGCUCCGAAGAAGAGACGGUUCUCUUACCUCCAGUCUGUGCCUUCUGUUUUAACCAGUACUGAACAACACUUGAAUUCGCUGACAGUAUUGGACAAGACAGAUGAUGUAGAUCAGGUAAUGAAGCCGGUGGGAUAG